AUGAGCCUAUCCAGUGCUCAUAUGGGUGGCGGAAAGUCAUUGGAAGACGAUUCAUUCUCUGCCCCUCCUUUCGUACCUUUUAUCAUAUCACGUGUUGGCUGGUGUAGUUCCCCUCUCCUCUCCAAGAUCUUCAUUUUCAAUCCCAGACAACGAGCAUACUCGGACGUAUCACGAUCCGCAGGAUAUCAACACGCAAAUCUCCGCAGACGCUUUAUCGUAUACGAUAUGCCGUCCAACCCACCGCCACGUGCAUUGCUCCUGUACAAAGAUAAAGGCGAUGGUUGGAAUCCGUUUUCACCACGUGCAGUAAAUCGCGCCAGACCAUGGAAUCAUCUCAUUCAGGUCCAGUCGGCGGAACUGGAGACCAACGAUGAGAAACCCUGGACCAUCCGCCUUGGAGACAUUGUGACAGUGUGUGUCACGGAAAGCAAGCAGUCAAUUAGCUCUGACGACAUCAAAACUGACCCCGACGACGAUUCCGAAGACGAUGCUGAAGACGACCCCGAAGCCUACGCCAAAGUCUCGGAUCUGCGAUCAUUGGGAGAUGGGCGGUAUAUGGUCGUAUACGCAUGGCUCUACACAAGGGCCGAGAUCCUCGCGGACCUUGAAAGAAGAGCGGGCAUACACCAAGGUGAUCUUGACAUGUUGAAAGAAAAAUGGCCCAGUGCGGCACCUUUCCAGUACAUGCUUAGCACCAACCGGACCGUUACACUCUGGGACACAGCAAUCACCCAUGCACCAGCCUCUGUGGUCUCGAGGAUCUGUGACAGUUCAAUCUACGUCACCAGGCCGUCUAAACGGUGGAUCGCGGGUAUAAAUGAUCCUGAAGUUGAAUGGAUGAGAAGCAUAUUUGACAUGUAACAUGUCUAUUGCUACAAGAGUGCCUA
Messenger RNA from Aspergillus calidoustus, 887 nucleotides. The record is from the annotation of a GenBank genome assembly. NCBI's taxonomy places the organism in Eukaryota, Fungi, Ascomycota, Eurotiomycetes, Eurotiales, Aspergillaceae.